GUCACAUGACCGACACACCAGAGUAGCGGCCACUACUAGUUAGUUUGGUUAAAACCUCUGAGUGGGCGAGGUUGUGUUAAAGCCUUAAAGUUGGCAUUUGGACACGUGCUUUUGAUUAAAAAUGAGCAUCCCAGUGGUGGACUUUGGUGCCUACAGACUGGAUGAGAAGGGUACUACCGAAGAACAUCUGCACGAGCUGGGCAAAGCACUGAAAGCAGCCUUUACAGAAGUUGGUUUCGUUUUCCUGAAGAACUCUGGGAUUACUCAGGAGGAGGUGGACCGUGUUAUGGACAUAUCGAAGAAAUUCUUCCUGCAGCCAGAAGAACUGAAACGGCCCUUCUGCAGGAGCAGCUUCACCAACAGCCCUAACCACGGCUGGGUGUCACUGGAGACUGAGCGGUUGAAUCCACUUCGACCUGGGGACCUGAAGGAGGCAUUCAACACUGCGUCUCUUGAUCCUGACAUAGUAACGAACACGUUUGAAUAUAAAUGGCCAUCAUCGGGUGAUGUGGCAGGUUUCCAGGAGAUCCAGACGUCGUUCUUCCUGCGCUGCAGAGAGCUGAGUCUUCGGGUGCUGAGGGUGAUGGCCCUCGGUCUGGGUCUGGACCCAGAGGUGUUCUUGAGUGCUCACCGUUUAAUAGGAACCGAUGAGAACGGCACAACUCUGCGGUCUCUCUACUACCCACUAGUGAACAGUGAGAAGGCAAAGGAAGGCCAGCUGCGCUGUGGAGAGCAUUCAGACUACGGCAGCAUCACUCUGUUGUUCCAGAGCUCUGAAGGUCUGCAGGUCCGUACACGCUCAGGCGAAUUCAUCUGUGCCCCCGUUAUCCCCGGUGCCGUCCUCAUCAACAUUGCUGACCUGAUGCAGCGCUGGACUGGUGAUUACUUGGUCUCUGUGCUCCACAGGGUUUUGCUGCCCCCUGUUGGAGACUCCAGCACACGUCAGUCUCUGGCUUUCUUCGUCCAGCCAGAUGAUGCGGCUCUGAUCACCUGCUAUGACGGCUCAAACAAAUACCCUCCUGUGACAGCAGGCGCAUACCUGACGGAGCGCUUCAACGACUCCUACGGAAGAACCUGAAUCCACUCCCAUCAGCUUGUUCGCCACCAGACCUAUCCGCCCUGAUUAGCUCACUAUACUUUUCAGGGUUUUUAAUCAUGCUUUUGUCACUUAAGGUCACACGUGCUUUUAAAUGUUCAAAGGUGAUUUGAAUAUGUGUUUUCAUGAUAAUAAAUGAGCCAAUGUGUAUGAUUAUUAUUAUUUUUUGUAAAUGACACAAACUUGCAAGUUCAUUCACUUUACUGUCAACAUUCAGACCUUGAACAACAUUUCGGUGCCUACAUUACACAGGACAUUGGUUGGAUACUGUUUGUUUUAAAGGGACAUGAACGAAAUUAGACUGGCAGGCAGGUACAUCGGGAUCCAGAGUUGUUUUUGUAAGAGGCAUAAAAAUAAUUGAUGAAUCAACCAAUAAAUGAAUGAAAAUCAAUAAAUAAAUGGACAGUACUUUAAAUUAAAAGAUGGAUCACAUAGACACACAAAGCAUACACAAACACAAAUCACUUUAAAAUUCACACAGCUCUCACUCUAACACCAGCAAAAUUAAAAAUAAAAAUACUAAGAGAUUUAAAUAUGUGUAACUUCAUGUGAUAAUUCCAUCCUGCAAUCCUCUGACAUAGCUUAUACUGAAGGAAAAUGCAUUUUAUGGGAUUAUAAAACUUCUUAAUGUAAAUGUGAUUGCAUCACUUCUGAAGCUACUCUUCUGACAUUAUUUUUUUCUGUCUCUCUUAAUCAUAAAAAUAAAUACAUUUUCAGAGUA
Molecule: messenger RNA, 1817 nt
Organism: Mugil cephalus (flathead mullet)
Lineage: Eukaryota; Metazoa; Chordata; Actinopteri; Mugiliformes; Mugilidae
Exons: 7
Coding region: 122-1078 (318 amino acids)
Molecular function (GO): dioxygenase activity
Source: RefSeq, a predicted model, not a curated record